Messenger RNA from Pteronotus mesoamericanus, 3403 nucleotides. It is a transcript of the gene OPA1, whose product is annotated as OPA1 mitochondrial dynamin like GTPase. Gene Ontology annotation, biological process: mitochondrial fusion. NCBI's taxonomy places the organism in Eukaryota, Metazoa, Chordata, Mammalia, Chiroptera, Mormoopidae. The transcript is spliced from 31 exons. The record is from RefSeq and is a predicted model, not a curated record. Bases 212 to 3262 code for a protein of 1016 amino acids. Gene Ontology annotation, molecular function: GTPase activity; microtubule binding; GTP binding. Gene Ontology annotation, cellular component: cytoplasm; microtubule; mitochondrial membrane.
GGCUGUUUGCCUGACGGACCGAGUACGGGUGCCGAGAGGGCUCUUGCGGAAGUCCAUGCGCCAUUGGGAGGGUUGCAGUGGCUUCCCUGUGUCCUUGUUACCCAGGGACUUUUCCUGGGUCAUUCCUAGAGCAGAAGCCGGACUGGGACUGACACCAGACUCCCGCGUGGCCGUCUCAGCGCCUGUGUGACCUCCUCGCUGGAGAGGAGAGAUGUGGCGUCUACGCCGGGCCGCCGUGGCCUGUGAGGUCUGCCAAUCUCUAGUGAAACAUAGCUCUGGAACAAAAGGAAGACUGCCACUACAAAAAGUACAUCUGGUUUCACGAAGUAUUUAUCAUUCACAUCACCAUCCUACCUUAAAGCUUCAAAGACCCCAACUCAGGACAUCUUUUCAGCAGUUUUCUUCUCUAACUAACCUUCCUUUACGUAAACUGAAACUUUCUCCAGUUAAAUAUGGCUUGCAGCCCCACAGGAAUUUUUGGCCAGCAAGAUUAGCUGCAAGGCUCUUAAAACUUCGGUAUCUCAUACUGGGAUCUGCUGUUGGGGGUGGCUAUACAGCCAAAAAGACUUUUGAUCAAUGGAAAGAUAUGAUACCAGACCUUAGUGACUAUAAAUGGAUUGUGCCUGACAUUGUUUGGGAGAUUGAUGAGUAUAUCGAUUUAGAGAAAAUUAGAAAAUCCCUUCCUAAUUCAGAGGACCUUGCAAAGUUGGCUCCUGACUUUGACAAAAUUCUUGAAAGUCUCAGCUUAUUGAAGGACUUUUUCACCACAGGUCACAAAUUGGUUAGUGAAGUCAUAGGAGCUUCUGACCUGCUUCUCUUGUUAGGUUCACCUGGAGAAACUGCAUUUAGAGCAACAGAUCAUGGAUCCGAAAGUGACAAGCAUUAUAGAAAGGGUCUGCUUGGUGAGCUCAUUCUCUUACAACAGCAAAUUCAAGAACAUGAAGAGGAAGCACGCAGAGCUGCUGGCCAAUAUAGCACGAGCUAUGCCCAACAGAAGCGCAAGGUGUCAGACAAAGAGAAAAUUGACCAACUUCAAGAAGAACUUCUGCAUACCCAGUUAAAGUACCAGAGAAUCUUGGAACGUUUAGAAAAGGAGAACAAAGAAUUGAGAAAAUUAGUGUUGCAGAAAGAUGACAAAGGCAUCCAUCAUAGAAAACUUAAGAAAUCUUUGAUUGACAUGUAUUCUGAAGUUCUUGAUGUUCUGUCUGAUUAUGAUGCCAGUUACAAUACACAAGAUCAUCUGCCAAGGGUUGUGGUGGUUGGAGAUCAGAGUGCAGGAAAAACUAGUGUGUUGGAAAUGAUUGCUCAAGCACGAAUAUUCCCACGAGGAUCUGGGGAGAUGAUGACACGUUCUCCAGUUAAGGUGACUCUGAGUGAAGGCCCCCACCAUGUGGCCCUGUUUAAAGAUAGUUCUCGAGAGUUUGAUCUUACCAAAGAGGAAGAUCUUGCAGCAUUAAGACAUGAAAUAGAACUUCGAAUGAGGAAAAAUGUGAAAGAAGGCUGUACUGUUAGCCCUGAGACCAUAUCUUUAAAUGUAAAAGGCCCUGGACUACAGAGGAUGGUGCUUGUUGACUUACCAGGUGUGAUUAGUACUGUGACAUCAGGCAUGGCUCCUGACACAAAGGAAACUAUUUUCAGUAUCAGCAAAGCUUAUAUGCAGAAUCCUAAUGCCAUCAUCCUGUGUAUUCAAGAUGGAUCUGUGGAUGCCGAACGCAGCAUUGUUACUGACUUGGUCAGUCAAAUGGAUCCUCACGGAAAAAGGACAAUAUUUGUUUUGACCAAAGUAGACCUGGCAGAGAAAAAUGUGGCUAGCCCAAGCAGGAUUCAGCAGAUAAUUGAAGGAAAACUCUUCCCAAUGAAAGCUCUAGGUUAUUUUGCUGUUGUAACAGGAAAAGGCAACAGCUCUGAGAGCAUAGAAGCAAUAAGAGAAUAUGAAGAAGAAUUUUUUCAGAAUUCAAAACUCCUAAAGGCAAGCAUGCUAAAGGCACACCAAGUAACUACAAGAAAUUUAAGCCUUGCUGUAUCAGACUGUUUUUGGAAAAUGGUACGAGAGUCAGUUGAACAACAGGCUGAUAGUUUUAAAGCAACGCGUUUUAACCUUGAAACCGAGUGGAAGAAUAACUAUCCACGCCUGCGAGAACUUGACCGGAAUGAACUGUUUGAAAAAGCUAAAAAUGAAAUCCUCGAUGAAGUUAUCAGUCUGAGCCAGGUUACACCAAAACAUUGGGAAGAAAUCCUUCAGCAAUCUUUGUGGGAAAGAGUGUCAACUCAUGUGAUUGAAAACAUCUAUCUUCCAGCUGCACAGACCAUGAAUUCAGGGACUUUUAAUACCACAGUGGAUAUCAAGCUUAAACAGUGGACUGAUAAACAGCUUCCGAAUAAAGCUGUAGAGGUUGCUUGGGAGACGCUACAAGAAGAAUUUUCCCGCUUCAUGACAGAACCAAAAGGAAAAGAGCAUGAUGACAUAUUUGAUAAACUUAAGGAGGCUGUUAAGGAAGAAAGUAUUAAACGCCACAAGUGGAAUGAUUUUGCAGAGGACAGUUUGAGAGUUAUUCAACACAAUGCUUUAGAAGAUCGGUCCAUAUCUGAUAAACAGCAGUGGGAUGCAGCUAUUUAUUUUAUGGAAGAGGCUCUUCAGGCUCGUCUCAAGGAUACUGAAAAUGCAAUUGAAAAUAUGGUAGGUCCAGAUUGGAAAAAGAGGUGGUUAUACUGGAAGAAUCGGACCCAAGAACAGUGCGUUCACAAUGAAACCAAGAAUGAAUUGGAGAAGAUGUUGAAAUGUAAUGAGGAGCACCCAGCUUAUCUUGCAAAUGACGAGAUAACUACAGUCCGAAAAAACCUCGAAUCCCGAGGAGUAACAGUAGAUCCAAGCCUGAUUAAGGACACUUGGCACCAAGUCUAUAGACGACAUUUCUUAAAAACAGCUCUAAACCAUUGUAACCUUUGUCGAAGAGGCUUUUAUUACUACCAAAGGCAUUUUGUAGAUUCUGAGUUGGAAUGCAAUGAUGUUGUCCUGUUUUGGCGAAUACAGCGCAUGCUCGCAAUCACCGCAAACACUUUAAGACAACAACUUACAAACACUGAAGUCAGACGAUUAGAGAAAAAUGUUAAAGAAGUAUUGGAAGAUUUUGCUGAAGAUAGCGAAAAGAAGGUUAAGUUGCUUACUGGUAAACGAGUUCAGCUGGCUGAAGACCUCAAGAAAGUUAGAGAAAUUCAAGAAAAACUUGAUGCUUUUAUUGAAGCUCUUCAUCAGGAGAAAUAAAUUGUAACAAAAUCCUACUCAGUAUCAUCACCUCUGCAUAUAUAUCUGAAGAAAGAAAACUGCAAAGUUGUUUGUCCUGCCUUUUUCCCUUCUGCUAUCACACCUUUCUAACCAUAAAAUAAAGUCAUGGGAUGAAAAUAA